CUGUGAUCAGCUGUGAUCAUGGCCGCGGACAACGUAGAAGAUAUUCUCAAAGAUUCACUUUCAUUCUUUGGAGGAGAGCCCAUCGCGGAUAGAGAUAUCAUUUCUUAUGGGCCUCUUCAACUGACAGUCGCCCUCAAAGAAGGAAAGGCCAACACCCUUCUCGCAGAUCAUCUGUUCUCACCCUCUCUGUUCCUUGCCGAACGUAUCGAGCGUGGACUGAUUCCUUUUGCCGGGCGUACAACUAUAGAGCUUGGAUCUGGAUGUGGUUUACCAUCACUGUUGAUGGCAACGAGAAAGGAACCACCGACACUGGUUGUUGUAACCGAUUAUCCAGAUGAAGGAAUACUUGGGAAUCUCAAGGAGAACGUGUCUCGGAACGCCUCCCAAUAUUCGAAUGAAUGUAAAGUCAUCCCUUUGGGAUACGACUGGGGAACGGAUACUUCACACCUAAAGUCCUUGUUAUCACCAACCCAGGAUGGUUUCGAUAUCGUGAUACUUUCCGAUCUGUUACAUUUCAACAGUUCACACAAUGCACUUGUGAAAUCCUUGUCACUUUUACUCUCAAAAUCAUCCCAUUCUGUGGCCUACAUUGCGGCAGGAAAAUACACUUACCCACACGUUUGCGAGAAUUUUAUAAGGCUUGGACGAGAUGCUGGAUUCGUGAUAGAAGAACUGUUACCAACUGCAGAGGAAUCAGAAUGGUUGGGCGAAUGUCAAGUUGGUGAUUUUGACAAGGAGGCCCUCUCUAUCAGAAAGGCAGUUUGCCGCUUCUGGACUAGUCGAUGGUCUAUGUAGAAUAGAGGGUAUGCAUAUUCGUCUAACUAGGUACACGUUCAGUAUACACGAUAAAUACCAACU
This is a messenger RNA of Marasmius oreades (fairy-ring Marasmius), 858 nucleotides long. RefSeq lists its product as uncharacterized. Lineage: Eukaryota; Fungi; Basidiomycota; Agaricomycetes; Agaricales; Marasmiaceae. The record is from RefSeq and is a predicted model, not a curated record. Bases 19 to 795 code for a protein of 258 amino acids. The transcript is spliced from 6 exons.